AACGGAUCCAUGGCGUUGACUCGACGCCGCUCAUGCGCUCAGGCAGGAGAUCUGAAACCGACAAACAGCCAUCGGUUAGCAAACAUAUCCCUCCGGUUUUAAAGACGAAAACAUGGUGUCUGCUGCGGUGCUCUUUCUUUUAACUGUCGGUUCUGUCUGUGGAGAAGCUGCAGCAGAAAGGAAACUAGUAUAUGUGACUGUGUUGUUUCGUCAUGGUGACAGGUCUCCGGUCAAAGCCUACCCUACCGACCCACACCAAGAGAGCGACUGGCCACAAGGGUUUGGACAGCUAUCGCAGAUGGGGAUGCGGCAGCACUUUGAUCUGGGCCAGUUUCUGAGGAAUCGAUACAAAGGGUUCCUUAACCAAUCCUAUGAGAGACACGAGAUCUCCAUUCGCAGCACAGACUACGAUCGCACCCUGAUGAGCGCCGAGGCCAACCUUGCAGGUCUCUACCCGCCCACUGGUCAGCAGGUCUUUGAAGAAAACUUGCAGUGGCAGCCAAUACCUGUACACACAGUGCCACAAAGUGAAGAGAGGCUACUCUCCUUUCCUUUGGGUGACUGUCCUCGCUACAAACAGCUGAUGAACGAAACUGAACACACAGAGGAAUUUAUUAAUGUCACCAAAACGUACCAGGACAUUAUAGAGCUGGUGAGGACUAAAACCGGACUGAAUAAGACUGAUGUGGAAUCAGUCUGGAGCGUGUACGACACACUCUUCUGUGAGUCCCGUCACAACAUGUCCGCUCCUGACUGGGUGACUCCUGAUGUCAUGGAGAAGCUCCGAGUGCUCAAAGACUUCAGUUUUCAGGUUAUAUUUGGGGUCUACAAACAACAAGAGAAGAGCCGGUUGCAGGGAGGUAUCCUACUGGGUGAAAUAGUAAAGAAUCUUUCCAAGAUGGCUGUCCCAGACCCGAAACAGAGACUGAAAAUGAUGAUGCUGUCAGCGCAUGACACCACUGUAGCCGCUCUUCAGGCCAGCUUGAAUGUGUUCAAUGGAGUACAGCCGCCAUAUGCAUCCUGUCAAAUAUUUGAGCUGUACAGGGACAACGGCUCUGUUUCAGUGUCGAUGUUCUACCGGAAUGACAGCGCAGUGGAGCCGUACCCUCUGCAGUUACCAGGCUGCUCCCUUGACUGCCCCCUAGAUGAGUUUGUGAGAAUUACAAAGCUCUCCAUUUCAGAAGACCGGGACAAAGAGUGUCAAGUGCAUUCCGAAGGGAGAGAUAAAGAAGUGAUCAUCAGUCUGGCAGUGUCGGGCAGUCUGAUCUUCUUCCUCAUCGUCGGCCUCCUUGGCAUUAUUUGUUGGCAGAAGGAGCCAAUUAGCAAACGGGGAUACCAACAUGUGGUCAACCAGGAAGUCAUAGAGGAAUCCUGACAGAAGCACAAACUCCGCUCUAGGAGAUCGACAAGCCUGGCAUCUUGGGACAGCAGCGAUGACGAUGAACUUUGAACUCUAAAACUCUAAAACUCCAGAGGUACCUUUUUGAUGGUUUCAUCAACACAUUCGGGUCGGAAGCCACAACGAUUAGAUUUUUUUCAUUUUUUCAAACAGUGAGUUUUCGUCCAAAAGGACCCUGUCUCUGUUGGGUCAGAAAGAAGAAUUUAUUUAAAGUGCUCAUAUUAUGCUUUUGGCUUUUUCCCUUUCCUUUAUUGUGUUAUAUAUCUUCUUUGUGCAUGUUAUAGGUUUACA
This is a messenger RNA of Sander lucioperca (pikeperch), 1690 nucleotides long. It is a transcript of the gene acp2, whose product is annotated as acid phosphatase 2, lysosomal. The transcript has 13 exons. Lineage: Eukaryota; Metazoa; Chordata; Actinopteri; Perciformes; Percidae. Gene Ontology annotation, cellular component: lysosome. Bases 113 to 1375 code for a protein of 420 amino acids. The record is from RefSeq and is a predicted model, not a curated record. Gene Ontology annotation, biological process: lysosome organization; dephosphorylation. Gene Ontology annotation, molecular function: acid phosphatase activity.